Molecule: messenger RNA, 1056 nt
Organism: Microsporum canis CBS 113480
Lineage: Eukaryota; Fungi; Ascomycota; Eurotiomycetes; Onygenales; Arthrodermataceae
Exons: 3
Coding region: 1-1056 (351 amino acids)
Source: RefSeq, a predicted model, not a curated record
AUGGCUGGAAUAACUCUCGCAAAUCCCGUAACUGUGAGCCUAGAGGAGCUCCGAGCUGGUACCGUCUCCUUUGAGACCUUAUCGGAAGCCUUUGGCCCUGCAUCGCUGGGGAUUAUCGUUGUAAAAGAUCUCCCUGCGGAGUUUAAGAGCCUUCGAGCUCAGGCACUCUCCAAUGCAUCGUAUGUUGCAUCUCUGACACCAGAGGAGCUAGAAUCUCUCACUUCAGCCGAGUCCAAAUAUCUUAUAGGCUGGUCCUGCGGGAAAGAGACCCUCCGAUCAGGCCAUUAUGAUACCUUAAAAGGGUCAUAUUAUAUCAACUGUGCCUUUUAUCAAAAUCCAGACUUGCAGAGCGUUCCCGCAAGCGAGUUUCCUGAUUUCCCGGGGUACACGGCGGCCAAUAUCUGGCCUCCUGCCGAAAAGCUGCCUAACUUCCGUCCAAGCCUGAUUGAAUUAUGCACCUUAAUUAUCGACACGGCGGUCCUUGUUGCAAGAGCUUGUGAUAGAUACGCUAUCGCAAAUAUUGAGGGAUAUAAGAACGGGUAUUUGGAACAUGUUGUGAAAACUAGCUUGACAACCAAAGCCCGCCUGCUGCAUUACUUUCCUGCUCCAGAGGCGGACGCUAGCGGUAAAGAGGCGGAUGAUGACGACUGGUGUGCCACCCAUGUUGAUCAUGGUUGUCUCACGGGCCUGACAUCCGCAAUGUUUGUAGAUGAAGCGGAGAAUAAACCCCAGCAGUUGGCGGACUUAACCCCUUUACCUGAACUCCCAACAUCCCCUGACCCAAAGGCCGGUCUAUAUAUACAAUCCAGAACCGGCGAGGUAGUGAAGGUCAACAUACCGAAAGACUGCAUUGCCUUUCAGACAGGCGAAGCUCUUGAACUCAUUACACAGGGGAAGUUCAAGGCUGUGCCGCACUUUGUCAAGGGUGCAAGAACGGGAGGUAAGAUUGCAAGGAACACACUGGCUGUGUUCACUCAACCAAACUUGUCUGAAGAAGUGGCAGCUGGAAAAACGUUCGCGGACUUUGCCCGCGAGAUUGUGGAGAGGAACCAUUGA